UCGACCUGUGCACAUUUCCCAAAAUAUAAAUACUUAAAAAAUAUAAUUUUUUUUUUAGAUCUAUAUAACCUAUAACUAUAACCGGGUUACGGUUUAAAAAUAUUUUUCGAAAAGGUUUUUAAAAAACAGUGCUUUUCAAACUGGACCACAUUUUCGAAGACUGUCAGCGACAGCAAUUUCAAAAAAUGUCUCACGGCGAACGAAAAGGUCGACUUAAUGUGGUUAAAUUUCUAGAAUUGGGCUUUGCCGUGGCCUGUUUGGUUCUACACUUCUAUAGUUUCAAUGAUCGGGAUAUAAUGACCUCAUUUCUGGCCACAGGAACAUUCACAGGAUAUAUUAUAGUGGUCAUAGGUGUAUUUGCAGGCGUUUUGAUGCGAGCGCCCAUCCACAAGCGCAUCGACAUUUUCUUCAGCGUCCUCGGCUGCACUCUUUUCGUGGCCAGCGGUGUGUUCAUCAUCGAGGCCUGGGAGUUCUCGUUCCGGACCAGGACCCGCGACCUGGCCCUCAUCAAGGCCUCCUUGUCCAUUGUCAAUGGGGUGCUCUUUGGAUUCGAUGCCGUUUUCACAUUUCGCGACAAAUGAACAUUAUUUCCAGCGCAAAACCAAAUUCAUUUCGUCAUCUGGAACUCAUUUUUUUUUAUGCAUUUAAUAGUUUUUAAGUUGCCGGGUUUGCUAAAUUAAUAUAUAUAUAUAUAUAUUUAAUUCUUAUUAUUUUAUUUUUUUUUUUGUUUUUUGCCAGCUCUGGAAUAUCACUGAUCAUACAUACAUACAACAGCAGUUUAACGUUAAUCUUUAUAUUUAAGUGUGUUCUUAUUUUUUUUUGUUUUUUUGUCUCAAUAAAAGAUAAAUCUCCAUCUCUCAAAAA
Messenger RNA from Drosophila ananassae, 864 nucleotides. RefSeq lists its product as uncharacterized. The transcript is spliced from 3 exons. NCBI's taxonomy places the organism in Eukaryota, Metazoa, Arthropoda, Insecta, Diptera, Drosophilidae. The record is from RefSeq and is a predicted model, not a curated record. Bases 186 to 581 code for a protein of 131 amino acids. Gene Ontology annotation, biological process: septate junction assembly.